AAAAAAGCGCCGCCCGAGAACACGGGCUCCUCCCACAGCCGCCGAAGGAGGUGGCGGUUUGUGGAAUGGGUGCGCCUGCGCAAUGGGAGGAGGUAUUACCACGACCCCUUCCCUUCCCCACCCUUUGGGCCCGCCCCCUGUUUGCCUCCCGCGGAGGGGCCCCUUUAAAGGCAGCGGCGGGGGCCCGCUUGCCCUUGUCGUCGAGCCAUUGGGCAGCAGCUUCCCUCCUCCUCCUCCCUUUGCUCCUCCCACCCCUUUUUCCCCGCCCUGCCGCGUCGACGCCCUUCAGUUUUCCCCCCUCUCAGAGCGGCGAGCGCCAGCCCAGCGUCUCCCUUGCCCUUUUGCCGCCGCUGAGGUAAACCGCCGGCCGCCCCCCCUCCGCCCCACGAGCCCCUUUUCGCCGCCGCAACCAUGUACCGCUGCCUCGGGGAGCUCCUGGCGCCCGUCCGCGCCGCGGGCUCGCCGGCGCUGUCCGGCGCGGAGCCGUGCGCGGCUGCCCUGCUGGCGGGGAGCGGUCCGGGGAGGAGGAGGGCGACGACGACGACGAGUCGGGACGACGGCGGGCGCCGCCAAUACAGCCAAGCGGUGUCGGCGUCGGAGGACGACCCCAACUUCUUCAAGAUGGUGGAGGGCUUCUUCGACCGGGGCGCCGGCAUCGUGGAGGACAAGCUGGUGGAAGGGCUGCGCACCCGCGAGAGCCCCGAGGAGAAGCGGCACCGCGUCCGCGGCAUCCUGCGCAUCAUCAAGCCCUGCAACCACGUGCUCAGCGUCUCCUUCCCCAUCAAGCGGGAAAACGGCGAGUGGGAGGUGGUCGAGGGCUACCGGGCGCAGCACAGCCAGCACCGCACCCCCUGCAAGGGAGGUGAGCCUCGCCUCCCCGAAUACCCACCUCCUCCUCCGCUUAUUUCCGUGCGCGGCGUAAUGUUUUCUCAAAACUUGGGUUCUUGUAGGACUACAGUUCCCAUCGUCCCUGACCACUGGUCCUGCUAGCUCUAGGGAUGAUGGGAGUUGUAGUCCGACAAGAGCCGAGAACCUAAGUUUGAGAAACGCCAGCAGUGUGUUGUAAUAUGGCCUGGGGGACCAGAGUUCGAAUGAGCCACGAACCUCGCUGGGUGGCCUUGAGUUUAACUGCUUCUUUGGGGAUCACUCCUAGCCGAGUAGAAUUGUCUUCCAUAAACACGGUUUUUACAUCAAGUCCUACCUCACAGGGUUGUUGGAAGGAGAGGAACCGUGCACACCGCAUUGAGCUCCUUGGAAGAAGUGGUGGUGUACUGUAUAAAUAAUAAAAACCACCUCGCCAAGCUGCUUGGUUUUCUUCCUCCCGAGUUGAUUGAUGCGCCUCCCUCUCUGAAUGGCUCUACCUGAGCCCCAAUGCAGAAAAAAAAGGCCAUCUCAAAGCCUGUUCAUUAAAACCAAAGAAAACAAGAGGGAGUGGGGAACCCUGAGUCACAAUGAAUGGGAAACAGCAUAGUCCCAGCCAAGAUAACUAGCGCUGUAUUCUGUGUCCCAGCCAAAAUAACUGUGUAUGCAUUGUGGCUUGGAAAGUGCACAGUGUUUGAAGUGGCGCAUGACUCUUAGCUUUUUUUUUUUUUGCAGCAGCAGCAGUGGACCACUGAAGGGGGUAGCCCAGAGAUGAGUUUUCCUCAUCAGUAACUUUAGCAAAGUAAAUGCCUUCCUACCAUCUUCCCCAUCAACAUAGUCUGGAGUUACCGUAUGCAUUGGGUGUGUGUACACCAUGUACUUUGCUACUGAAGUAAACAGGUCUGCUGAGUGGGUUAGCUGUAAUGUAGUCAUUGCCCCCUUGAGAGCUUUCCCUUCUAAUAUGACUAUUGUGGUUUCAACAGCUUAAAAAAAGAUUAGUUUUGUGCCUGUUUACUUAGGAGUAAGUCCCGUGUAACCCAAAAGAACUUUGGAGUAAACCUGCAUAUAAGAUGAGGCUUCUUGGAUUAGGUCACUUGCCACAUACGUGCUCAGCACUUAAUUUAUCACAAUCAAUUAUUGUACCUGGGAUGACUCCAUUAGAAAGUAUAGUUGUUAACAGGAAGUAUCAUAGUACUGAAUUUGUAUGUAACCUACCUUCCUGUGGUGUAUGUGAUCGGGGAUUCCACUUAUUUUUAGCUUUGUAACAGUAUGUUAAAGUAGUUUGGGAUGAGAGAGACUGACCCAUGAUCACCUGGUGAGGUGUGUGUGUUUUUGUGUCUCAGAUUCUCUCAUUCUAAAUAUGUGAUGUCUUCUUUGCAUCUGCCAAGAAAUGACUUGCUGAAGUCAUCAGAAGCUGAAAGUGAAAGUGGGAGCAAUCUCUUAACUGGUGAAGUUGGCACAGAACAAAGAUGUGAAAAGCUCGCCUGCUAAAUUUCUGCCGACCAGGCAGUUUUACACUUGCAAAGAAUAAAAUACAUGACAACUAACUAUUUUGUGCAGGCAAAUGUGUGGCUAGCCUGGCUGCCAUGUUGGCAUCACUGGCAUCAUGAAGGGAAUCUGCAUCGCAAGCAGAAGGUCCGAGGUUCAAUCCCAGGCAUUUCAAAAUAUGGUUGGGAGAAACUUCUACCUGAAAUCCUGGAGGGCCACUACCUCUAUAAGGCAGCUUCCUAUGUUCCUAUUUUCCACAGUGCCUUGGAUCUUGCACUGUUUGGGGGUAUUGUGGAAGAGAAAUGGCACCCACCACAAAAAAUAGUUAAGAAUAUUCGGAGAAACCUCUGCAGUGGGCUCUUUCUAAGCAGUGAAGGGAGAAAUAUUUUAAAAAUUCCCUUUAAAAGCUGAGAAAUUCAGCUUUGCUGUAAUAGUACAUACCAAGAGUACAUACCUUCUCCAGUUUUGAAACUCUCAUUGUUCUAGGCUCAUUUUGCUACAAUUUCAUUACCCUGAGCAGUUUCUGAAUUCUGGGCGCAGUACUACACCUAAGAUUUCAGAUUAAAAGUAGGAGGAAAGGAGGACCUUUUUCUGCCUCUCCACUUCCAACUACUCUCUGAAGACUCUGAAGAGACCCUCUUAAGAAUAUUAGGGAGGUUGGCAGGAGAAGGACUAGACCAGGGGUCAGCAAGGUUACCUCGCCUGAACCAGUACACUCCAGCCGAGAUCCCUCCGUGGGCCAGAUCGCAUGAGCGCCCGUGCCCAUGAUGUCCUGUGUCUGUGCAGAUGUCUUUUCCGGCAUCUAUGUGUGCGCAGACGCACAGAUGCAAUUUUUGGUGCAGCGGAAGCAUGUUCCUACCCCGUGCUGUGCUGGUUUAGUGCUGCAUGCAGGGACUUGCCGAGCGGGCGGCUCAGUUCGGGGGUGGCUUGUGGGCCAGUUAAACAACCCCCGUGGGCCACUUGUGGCCCAUGGGCCUUAGGUGGCCAACACCUGGACUAGACUAUGUGAAAAAUGAACAUAAUAUUUUAGCUCCAGUUCAUUCAUUUUCAGCUUUGUAUUCUUGUUAUAAAAAAAGCACGCCUAGACAUUCCGUUGUUGCGCCCAUAACCUAGGUUUAAGGUGCCAUUUAGCUCCUAGCUUUCAUAUCUCAGUUUCUAACACUGGUCUUCUUUCCUACACUUCUUACAGAAAUUGUUUUCUAGUUUGCUAACUACAUAAAGUGUAGAAUUCUUAUGUGCUUUUCCAUAAUUGUUUCCAUACCACCUAUAUAAUUUAAGUAAUUACUAUUUAAAAAUUGCUCCUUCGGGAGUAGUCAUAUGCUGUAUAGUAGGCAGUCUCUCCUGCAGAAGAACUUGUCUAUGAUGUACAUACUCCAGCACCAUAUCUAUAUCCAUGACGCUGGGAGUAAAUGUGCCCCGAGGGUAUGUAGGAUGGAAGUAAUUGUUUGUGCCUUGGGAGGCAACACUUAAUUUAUUUGGGAAUGGAGGAGGAAAUACUGUUUCCUAAGGCAAACUGUUGAGUAAUCCUGUAGGGAUUAUUCAGUAUUAGGUGCCUCACUCCACACAUGAGAACAUACGCUCAUAGAAGACAGAGGAGUAGAGCUUUGGCAUUUAUCAUUAAGUUAAAUAAGUGCCUUUUAAUUUUUUUGUCUGCUUGCUUGUGUGAUCAGGGUAGAACUAUAAUGCAAUCAUAUACAUGUUUACUCAGAAGUAAGACUUUCAGCAUGGCUUAUUCUUGUGACAUCUCAUAAGUUCCAUGCAGAUUAGCUGAGGAAGCCAAGGAUCAGAAAGGGGACAAUUUGCAUCCUCCUGAGGAGGCUUUGUGGAGAGGUGUAAACGUGUCUGCCCAGCACUGAAACUACUUUAAUAAAAAAAUAGAUAUUUGGGCUGCUGUAGCUAGAAAAACAUAAUUGGGGUGGGGGGCAUAUUAGACCAUAAUGCAUGUGGCAGUCAGUUGCCUAAGGGCAAAUCCUGCAAAAACGUAAGAACUCUAAAAACAUCCUUUCUAUGGUAUUCUGUGCUCCUGAUGAGGUUACAUUGGUACAAAGGUUGUUAAGGUGCAUUUUGGCAAUCGGAGAAUUUAAUCUCUUGUUCCGAAAGAAAAUCAUUUCAACAUUUUUCCUCAUCUCAGCCCUAUGACAACUGAACUUCCUCCAAAUUCUUGCAGCAGCUCACCACAGACUUCUUUCCUGUUGAGUUUUAUAAAAAGAUCCUUUGUGGAGUAGAGGAACUUAGUGUACAAAGUUUCAAAGAAGCUGGUUAUUUAUUGGGAUUGUCCUCCUUGAAGCUUCUGUGAUUUUUGCUUAAUCUACAGUGGCUGUAUCGGCCUCAGAUGCAAGUACAAGAGUUGUUUGGUAUGCCAAAAUCAUGCUCUAAGUUUGGUAAUACAGAACAGUAUGUAUGUUUAUUCUUCAGACGGUGGAGUUUACAAAAGAAAUUGAAACAUCCAGAUAAAUGCUCAGUAAAUCUGAAUAACAAAUGGAAAGGAAAUCCUAUAAUACAGCAUAUAAAUACUAGCAGAACCAUAUCUAACGUAAAUCUUUUCCAAAAUUGGUUAACAUCACAUGAUUGUACGAAUAAUAGUGAGUAAAAUAACUACUCCUUUGGAAGAGAACUGAUUUAUCCUUUAGUGACCAGAUAUUAUGGUGAAGAUAACCUAAGAGAUGCACAAAGCAACUGCUGUAUUCUGCUUGCAGCUCCUAUGUCUUGCUGACAUAGUAGUUUUGCAGUAUUAACUUUUUUCAGUGUUUUAUUGAGUAGCACCUAGUUACCAUACAGUAUUGCACAAGAAGCUCGGUUAGGUUCGAUUGGCUUAUGUGUAAAUGCAACUGAGAUCCUAAAAUCCCCAUUCUACACUUUAGUGACCUGCUCCAUACUCAAGUUUCCCCAGAGUUGGGAAGUCAUAAUUCCUAUGAUUUUCAUGCAUUAGUUCAACAAUUUCUAUGUAGAGAAAACAGUAUUAGUGGUAGAAAGUCAGCUGAGAAGUAGUGAUGUUGCAUAUAUGUAGCUUUGUAGUGACUGCUGGAGGUGGUAACCAAAUGUAUAUCAUCCCUUGGGUAAGUUUAAGUCAUGCCCCUAGCUCCCUUUCCCUCCAACUCUUUGUCUGCUUCAUUUGUUACUUAUUUGCAAUUAUUAAAAACUUAGUAAGUUUAAAUUUAAAAAGUAUAUGGAAGGAGUGGGAUAGUGAGCUAUGUAGUGAGUAUGACAAAAAGCACAGAUCCAGUUGUUUGUGCCACCCAUACAGCUGCCUCUUGAGAUGCGUAGUUUCCCCAAGUUAGUAAACUAAGCUCCAGAUGUCCAUAAUGUGCCCUAGAGUGGGAAGUACCUAAUACUUUUGAUAGGCUUGCUAUGAAAGCUUGUUGCUGCUGGUUGACUCCUUGAAAAAUAAAAUCUUGCAUCCCAGAGGAGACCUCUUUUGUAAUAGGAUCCAGACAGUUCCUUUAGGGGCUUCCAAAAGUUUGUGUGCAUUCAGGGAGAUUUGGGACAGCUGUGAAUAUCUGACCCUUUCCCCACAUCAAUACUACUUUUUAAGAAAAAAUAAUAGUGUGGGGUUUACUAGUAGAAAAGCCCAUGCCCAAAUAAAUCCUCACUGUUCAGCUAGGGAUGGUGUUCACAUCCUGCCUGGACACCUGACUGCAGAAGUCUGACCGUUAUAUCCUAGUACUUGGAAAAGCUAGAAGCAAAGCUUUUUAUGACUUCACUGCUGUGUACUGACAGAUGUUCAUAUACUGAUUCUUAAUAUAGCAUUGAUAAUUCAAGGAAGAUUUACUUAGAAACACCAGUAUUGGGGCCUACUUAUGAUUUUAAAAAAUAUAUACGCUCGAUCCUUUGGGGUAGAUAGGAUAAAGUAAAUGUUUGAGCUUCAAGUAGAUGCUUGGAUAAUAAACAAAAUUUGGCUUUGGCUGUUUGCUGUCAGCAUAGCUGAAAGAAAUCAUUAAUCUAGGACGGAACAACUACUAAGCUGAAAGAUAAGACCUGCUGUUUACCAGGAUCAGUGUUAAAUACUCAGAAGAUUAAAGUCAAAAGGUCAAAAGUGGUGGAUUUUUUUAAAGGUUUGCAUACAUUGAAAUGUUAAUCAGUCAAAGGAUUUUGAAUUAUUUUUAUUCUUUACUAAGGUUAUGAUGUCACACGUUCGGUGAAAAUUAGAGUGCUUCACUUGUUAAUUUUUCUAAAAACAAAGGUUUUUUCAGCUACUUGAGGCCCUGUAAUUGGAGAUUCAAGGCCACUGAGUUUGGAACAUUCUGCAUGCAAAGCAUGUGAUCUACCAUAGAACUGUUGGUCUUUUAAGUAGCUCAUACUGAGCAUUUAUGUAGUGCUUCUAGGGAAGCAGUUUUCAAGCUCUCUUUUGUUGUUGACAGCUUGGUAGUCUUGGUGGACCACUUUAUAAACAUUUUUCUUUCAUACCAACAUCAUUACAACCAGUGCUGUAGUAUGAAAAUUACAGUGCGGGACUUGGACCAAGUUGCUGAGAAGGUCCCCUUCUGGUAAUUAUUAUUUUUUGUUUGGCAGAAAGUAGUAAACUGCAUCAAAGGAAAAUCAUAAGCUCUAGGGGAGGGAUAAGCAAGCUAAGGCCCAAUUGCCUUCUCAGUCCGGCCCAAGGACAGUUCGGGAAUUGGCGUGUUUUUACAUGAAUAGAAUGUGUGCUUUUAUUUAAAAUGCAUUAUUUGUGGGGCAUAGGAAUUCAUUUUUCUUUUUUUUCCCAAAAUAUAGUCUGGCCCACUACAUGGUCUGAGAGAUGGUGGACUGGUCCAUGGCUGAAAAAGGUUGCUGACCACUGCUCUAGGGGCUACAGUGCCUUGUUUGCUUAUUGGAUAAAUUUGUCCCUAGACUAAAAGCACUUACCCCCAUCUGGGCGGGGGGAGGGAAUCAUUGUACAGAAGCAGCCUUUCCAUCACUCACCAGAAUCGUGCUCACACACGGAUGAUUCAUAGACCACAAUUUGAGAACCUUCUAUGGUGAUCAAAGUACUUUAACACAUUAUCUUAAUAAUCUAAAAAACUCUGUAAGAUAGAUAGCAUUGCCAUAUCAGAGCUGGCAUACUGAGACAUAGUAAUGCACCUAGUGAUUUUGUGGUUUGAAGCAACAUGGUGUUCUGACUCUCCCCCCCCCCAACUCUCACAUAUGCACACCCUGCUCUACCAUACUUGUGGUGGGAAGCAGAUAGAAACUGCUGGGUUCUUUUUUAAUGCAUGGUACUGCUUACCUGUAGGAUAAGGGAAUUGCAAAUGCUCUAUAUAAGUGACUAAUAAAAGAAAUCCUGUUUGAUGUAACACUUGGCACAUAAUGUAAUUCAUUAAUACAAAUAAUAUAAUUUAUAUAAAAAGUCAUCAUUUAUAUAAAGAAAUGCAAAAAUUUCCCAAGAUCUCACUUUGCCUGUUUGACUGCGUGCUUCAAGGCGGUGCUUAACGAGAAACUACAGCUGUUCUUGUUAAUCAUAUAGACAGCUGCCUAGAGAACUAAAUGUAUCCACUACAGGAAGUAGGAGUUAGCAAUGUGCAACAAACUUCUGACUCUGUCUGUACUUCUCAUAGCAAAAGCUUGUUAGACCAACAGAUUCUGGGCCUGAAAGUAAACUCUUGAUCCUAUAGUGAUGAACAAAUCUGUGCUGAUUCUUUUGUCAGCAAUAGUAGAUGAUUGACUUCGGAUCCUGUUCAAACAGGGGAUCUUAAAUCCUGUCAGCCUUGCAUAUUGGUAUGUAAUAUAUUUAAAGUCGUAGCAGUUUUAACCAAUACUAGAUUAAUAACUGCAAGUGUCUCUCUUGGAUCACAAACAUAAAAAUUAAACUACCUAUGGUUACUUGUUUCUAACUACAUAAUUUUAUAUCACUUGCUACCUUUUGAAUUACUGCUGUUAUUUAAAUCUCAAAUGCUGUUUGUUUACUCAGUGAACCAUAUAUUCUUUAUAGUGUGCAUAAAACAAAACAAAUUUGGAAAUACUAGUAUAAAGGUAGUUUGUCCUCCCAUGAAUCUGCUGAACAAUUAAAUCCUAUAGAUUUCUAGUAUGGGCCCUAGCAUUCUGAACUUUUUGCCUUCUCGUCCAUUCUUAAAUUGAAUUUGGCCCCAAUAAAGUGAUGCCCGUGUAUGUUGGCAGUCAUGUACUUUUCAUAUUGCACUAUACAGGUUUUUUUAAAAAAAUGUAUAUAAUAGGGAAACUCUAAAGACAAUUUCAGAUUGGCAGACUCCAGUGUGAUUCUUUAAUUCACUGAUGACACGACUUGUCCUUAUGUCCUGAGGGGUAUUUUAAUGCCAUUUCUUACCUGUUGCCUAACAAGAUGUUGGCUGUCCCUUCCCUAAGGCUGUGUAGAGGCUGCUGCAAUGGACAAUAGUGAUCUGACACUUCGUUAGCUUCAUACGAUUAGUUUCAUAUGGUUAUGAGUGGUAGUGGUACUUACGGAACAUGAGUCAUAAAUUAGUGAUAAGUGUACAUGGGACUUUCUGUAUGAAAAAAACAAGUCCAAGAAAGAUUCAUCUUUUGAGACCUUGAAGAGCUGUUGCCCGUCAGAGUAGAUAGUGCUGUGCUAGAUGGUGCAUUAGUCUGACUUUGUAUGUGGCAACUUCAUUUGCUCAUGUCAUAAACCUAAGCAGAAGGGCCCUGCUGGAUCAGGUUGAAAACCCAACUAGUCCAACAUCUAGUUCUCACUAGCCAGAUGCCUAUGGAAAUCCCACAAGCAGAAACAAAUUGGCCAACUUGUUUUGUCCUGUGUUCAUACUUAGAAGGUUCUUAUUGUCAAUGCAACCAUCUUCACUUUUCCUUUCAAUUAAGAUUUUAUUACUAAAAAAUACCUAAUGUGUAUAUAGCAAUGUCUAAAUAGUAAUAAAUCCAGAUCACUCAAGUGUGGCUUGGUGUUGUAUAGGGAAACCAAAUACAGUGGUACCUCAGGUUAAGUACUUAAUUCGUUUCAGAGGUCCGUACUUAACCUGAAACUGUUCUUAACCUGAAGCACCACUUUAGCUAAUGGGGCCUCCUGCUGCCACCAUUAUGUCCCCAUCAUUGCCAUUUAUUGUCACUUAAACUUGGUUACCUUUUAAAUGAUCCCUCUUUCUCUACUUUCUUAUGUCUGUGAUGCGUGUAGCAAUAUAUGUUACUUUAAAAAAAAUCUUUUUCUUUUGAGAGUAGCUAACCUAGUUUGGGUGUGUUGAUAUGGAGACAGCCAUAGGGGAAAAAUAUGUGAAAUAUAUAUUUUAAAACUCUAUAGUUUAUUCUUCCUUUCAUAAGCAGAAGUCACAGGAUUGCUCUCAAGUUUGCUGAUGAUUCCAGAGUAACUUUCACUACUGUUCCAUUGCAAAGGAGGUGAAUCAGUUGUUAAUAAAUCACAAUGUCUUUCUAAGUUAACUUGCAUUUUUGGGUGUGCCAGGGAAGGAAAAUCCCUAAACAAGUAAGAUUCUUUGCUGGUUCAAGUGGAAAGUAUUUUGCAUAGCUAUGAGUCAUUUAAGUCUUUUACAGAAAAGCAUCUUGUCUCCUCGUCUUUGAGUUUUAGGAGUUAUAACAGUAUUGUGCACAACCAAAUAAGAAAUGUUAACUUUGCUGUGUAACUUCCAUGUAGGGGCCUUACCCCUGCCCUUCAGCACUUUUCCAAUGGAGCUCUUUGUUUAGCUUCAUGAAACAGUGGGUAGUUUUCAUAGCUUCCUUGAUUAAAAACAAAGUAUCAGUGAGCUAUCAGUAACAAGAUCCUCCUGCCAUUUAGUUUAUUUCUUUUUAGUCUCCUGGUGUUCCGUCAAACAGAUACUGCCAAGAUACAACAUUUUAACCUUUUUGGUAUGCUGAUGCAACACAUUGGGCUGUUUAAAAUUACAUGUCAUGUUGAUAAACCUAGAUGCAUUUCCAAAUGCAUACAAUAUAGUUAUUUCCCUUCUUUGCUGAUCGGGAACAAAGACUGAUACCUUCACCAGUGAUUUGACUGAGAGGUUAUUUGAACCACUGUCUCCCCUAGUCCCAGCUUGACUUACAGGUGAUAAUUUUGCAGGUACUUUGAGAUGGUGUUGCAGAGCUAAGCUGCUCAUUGGCGCACACGUUCUUUGUGGCCCAUCAUGGUCUCUUGUCAAACUAGUGUGCAGUUUUCUGUAGUACUUCAAAUGGGAGUUGGGAAAAGCCAUAGCAAGCUCCUAGCAGUUGUUACCACUACAAUCUAUAGGGGUGGCGGUUUGCUGUGGAAUCUUACUCAGUAGUUGAGUUGAAUGGGUGAGUAGUGAUGAUGAUGAUGAUGAUUUAUAUACCACUCUAUGCCCACAGGCCUCAGGGUGAUUCACAAAAUAAAAUUGCAAUAUAAAAACAUAGACUACAUAAUCCUAAUAAAAACAGAAACCAAAUAACACCCCCCCAUUUUUUAAGGGCAUUGGAUGACAAUCAACCAAAGGCCUGGUUAAAGAGGAAUGUUUUUGCCUGGCACCUAAAAGUGUAUAAUGUAGGCACCAAGGGAACCUCCCUGGGGAGAGCAUUCCACUGCAAACAAAGGCCCGUUCUCAUGUUACCACCCUCCGCACCUCUCAAGGAGGAGGCACACGAAGAAGGGCUUCAGAAAAUUAUCUCAGGGUCCCGGUAGGUUCAUAUGGAAAGAGGUGGUCCUUGAGGUAUUGCAGUUAUGAACAACUAGCUUCCUUGCACAGAAUACCUGAAGCAGUUUUCUAGGCUCUUUUAAGUACAGUAAAGUCUAUACUUGCUGAUAUUUAUACAUCCACAGCACUUUAAACAUAAAGAUAUGUGGCUACUUAACUCCUACAUAUCAAUGCCCCGCCAUUUCAUUAUUUAUUGUCCAUUUCCAUUUUUGCUAUAUGCACUACAGCUGCAUAUAGCAAAUUUUAUUUUGUCAAUAUGCUUUGACAAGCAUAUUUUAUUCGUUUUACUUAGAGAUGGAAUUGAUUGCACAGAAGCUGCUUGCACUCUGGACUAGUCAAAUUCACCACUCCAUUGACUUGGGAAUAUGACUACAAUUGCUAAUAAUGGUCUUUACCUUCAUGCAGUACAUCUGUAACCUACUAUUGCUGAAUUAGCUCCAGUUCCAUAGUAGGGUGUAACAAAAGUAGCUGCCAGACAGACAUUACAUACAGUCUUAUUCUAUUGAAGAUUAGUUGUGUUCCGUAUUCUGUAGUGCACCUAAUUGCAGAUGGUCCAAAGCUGAAUGGAUUUUGUCUCAAAUUGCAGUUUAUGAAACUCCUUCAUUUAUUGAAGUUUGGUCAUUUAAAAUAAAUGAGAUAGUUCAUGUAAGUACUGUAUACUUAUUUGAGAAUUAUUUUUAAUAGGCUCUAGCAAUCCUGAAGAAUCCCUGAUAUUAAGUUGUCUAAAUACCAAAGAAAUUGAAGGAUCCCCUCCCCCAGGUCUUUAAAGGAUUAUCAACUAAGCAUCUGAUUCUAGCACCAAGCAGCUGGAAAUAUUCCAUCCUUAAUUGUGAUUCAGGAGAGCUACAUAUACAAGGGGCUUGCACUAGUUCAGCGGGUUUAGAAAAGUUUUUUUAUGUGGGGUUGGGGGUGGGUGAAUGCUCUACCUCUUGGAAAUGUCUUUUGAGCUCACAUACUACUCCCAUAGUUCUUUGGGUCCUAGUCUUUGGUUCCAGUCAAACUGGAAAGAAUAAUAAGUUGACUGAAAACUAAGACUGAAACUUUAUCACUAUACUCAAAUUAAUAUGUGUAUCCUUAUCUAGGGUGCCCAGGUAUUGAGUGAUUCUAGUGCAUAUACAGUGUAGUUUGGGUUCUCAAGUAUUGAAUUUCUGCUUAUGCUUUCUAAAGGUGUUGGUGGCAUUUUCAGUACAAAGCAGUACAGUAUCUCGCUUAAAAAAAAAGUGCCUUGUGGAUCCAACGUGGUAAAUUUCUAACUGCUGGAAUGAACUUGUCGUGACAGUUACUGAACUUGCUGCCUUGCUCAGGGGAUUGGGCAACCCUAAGUGUGCUAGCAGACAGCAGGCAUGCCUCUGAUUAAUGUGCUUCCGAAAGACUGGAAUGAUGAAAUGUUGACUCCAGCUAGAACAAACACUGCAAUACUGUAUGCCCUUGUACAUUCCAGGCAUGUUACCAUUAAAAAGUGGUUCAUCUCUUUCCUCCAUAUGCAGUUACUAGCUUGGCUUCAGAAAUGAAGGCGAAUGUAAACUGAAACAUUUCUGCUCCAGCAAAUGAUACCAGUGUUGUCAAGGGAAUACCCAUAUUCAGAAUGCAGCAACUACACAGAACAGUGUGGAUGGCUCUUGUUUCAUUGUACUGUCUCAACUAUCAAUGGUCCUGCACUUAUAUUUUCUUAAUGGCAACAACAUCACAACUUAUGGUUCAAGUAGUUCCUUGAGAAAGGCAGCAUGUCCUGUCUUAACACUAAUUUUUCAUGUAUUAUAGUUAAACAAUUAGUUUACAUUCUAGAUGCAGAAUUGAAAGAGGAAUCAUUUGAGCUGAUUUUGUGUUUCUUAAAUACAAAUGGAGUUGCUAGAAGCCACUUUUGUACAUUUAGCUGACCUUUCUUUGCAGGCUUUCUCUAGAAAUAUAUAUAUUGGCUAAAGUGACACCUUCCAAUUGUUUGUUUCUCCCAGAGCAAGUGUAUAUCAAGAGGAAGUAAUUCAUAGGUCAUUGCUCAGCCCCUUUCACAAAAGGCAAAGGAUAAUAUUUUUUUUUAAGAUUCUGUUAAGUCACUGUAAUAUCAAAAUGAAGGGGGAUAAUUCUUUUUCUUUAAAGUAGAAAUUAUUCAUAUUCUUCAGGUAUUCCAAGCAAGCAAAACUAGCCUCUUGAGCAACAGCUUCCUGCAUAUGGUAGUAAUUUCCAAACCACACACUAACAACCAAAUGUGAAGACAGCAUUUUGCUCCAGUGCAUAAGGGCUAGAAUUGGAGUAUACCAGUUCUUUGCCUGUAACACUGCAAAACAAUGCCAGAAUUGCAGGGGUGUUAACCAAUAAUAAUAAUUUUAUUACUUACAUGCUGCCCAUCUGACUGGGUUGCUCAGCCACUCUGGGCAGCAUCUAGCAAAAUACUCUAAACAGUCAAACAUUAAAAACUUCCUUAGCGUGGGUAUGUAUUCUAGCGCAAACAUUCAGGACAGAUUGUGUCAGUAAGCUUCUUGGCAUAUUUAUUAAUUGCUACUAAUCAAGGAAGGGUAUUCAGUUUUAGUCCUUGAAUACACACACAGCUUUAUUGUGGUCCAUAGACCCAAAGUUUGUAGUAUUUUAGUCCUUGGAUACCUUUGCUGCAUACAAAUUUGGGGUGUUUUUUGUCUGUCUCCAGAGAACUGAAAAAUUGCUUGUGUGGGACUUUUUCACAGUGAUUCUUUUGCAAUGCUUCUUGUGCAAAUGGCACUUAAUUAUUAGCCUUUGAGGCUUGUUUCUACUUGACUAUGAAAACUUAAGUUGGCUUAUUGUUUUCCUUACAGGUAUUCGGUACAGUACAGAAGUGAGUGUCGAUGAAGUGAAAGCUUUGGCUUCUCUAAUGACAUACAAAUGUGCCGUAGUGGGUAAGUGAUGUUUGUAAAGGUCCAUGUACGUUCAGUCAUUGCCAAUGCUAUUUAAGAAUCUUGAGGCCAUGUCAAACUUAAAUCUCAAGCAUUACAUUAGAAUAUGAGAUGGGCUACUUACGUAUUUAUUAUAUAUAAAAUAUUUAAUUCCAACUGUUCUUCAUUUGAUGUUUUCAGUGAAGCAGUUAUCUGCUUAAAAUGAGAAGGAAUUUAGGUUUAGCAUUGAAUUAGCAUAGCCUUUAUUUAAGCACUUGCCUGUUAGCCAUGGGCAACAAAGAGUUGCAUGCAGCUAGGGAAAUUGGCUUGUGGAGAGAAGAUGGAUCACUUCAACCCUCUUCUGUGCCCAGCAUGGAAACCAAGCUGACUGCCAGAGAAUAAAAGCUACCGUAUUUUUCGCACCAUAGGACGCACCGGACAAUAGGACGCACCUUGUUUUAGAGGGGGGAGAACAAGAAAAAAAAAAUCUCUGCCCAGCGCCCCUUCAGCGAAGCGGCAGGAGGCGCUGCGCAGAGAGAGGGAGAAUUUUUCCCCUCUUGUUUUCCCGCUCUAAAACAAGGUGCCGUUUAAGGUGCAUUCAGGCGGCUACCUUGGAAGCCUGGAGAGCGAGAGGGCACACCGACCCCUCUUGCUCUCCAGGCUUCAGGUUCCUUUCGACCUGCUCUUUGGGGCUGGCGGGGGGAAGCCCACCACCAGCCCCAAAGAGCAGGUCAGGGAGCAGCGGAAAGGCGCAGCGGAGAGGCUGCUGCCAUAGUCGCACGUCACUUCUCCAGCUGGGAGAGGGUCGCGGGGCUAUGGCUUCUUUAGCCCCGCACACGCUCUCCCAGCUGAAGAGGUGGCGCGCAGCUAAAGAGGCUCCUGCCAUAGCCUCACGUCACCUCUCCAGCCGGGAGAGGGUCACGGGGCUAUGGCUUCUUUAGCCCCGCGCGCGCUCUCCCGGCUGGAGAGGUGGCGCGCGGCUAUAGAGGCUCCUGCCAUAGCCGCGCGUCACCUCUCCAGCCGGGAGAGGGUCGCGGGGCUAUGGCGUCUUCGCUCCAUAGGACGCACACACAUUUCCCCUUCAUUUUUGAAGGGGAAAAAGUGCGUCCUAUAGAGCGAAAAAUACGGUACCUUCACACCCAACCAAGAAAUAUAGCUGCUGCAGGAAUGACAGAACUCAUCCCUUCUCUGCCAUAUCCCAGCAGUCUAGUAAACAUUAUUUGGCAGUUAGUAACUUUUGUGAAUUUUCUAACAGGGCUAAAUUAGUGGGAUGUGUUGGCAGCAGAGAGGGUUUAUAUGGGGAAUAACCAUAUUUACUGAUUAACAGGAUUUGGGAACACACCAAAUCAACCUACAAUUUAUAUGGUGUUAAAGCUGCCUGUUAAGCCCCACUAAUUCAUAAGUCAGACUUAAUUCAUUGUUUUAAAACACACACAUAGGCCAGUUUAGGUGUUCCCUUCUUAAAGAGGGAUUAGGAUUAUACCUCAGGGUCCUGUAGUCUUUCCCCUGCUUUCUUUCCCAGCUUCGAAAUGUUUGGGAAUUUGUGCUCAGCAAAAUUCUUCAGUUUCUAUGAUUUACCUCCAUAUAUAUGUGAUUCAGUGCCAGUAACAAUCUGCAUUGCUUUUAAAUGCUUUUUAUGUUGCUGUACGCCACCCUGAUGUUCUGCAAGGGGGGGUAUAUAUAUUAUUUUGUUAAUCAAUAAAAAUAGAAAAUGCCAAAUACUCAUCACCAGUAGUGGCAGGUUGUUUUCCCCAUCACUUACCCCUACUCUUAUUUUGCAAGUUUUAUAUUCUUGUUUAACUUAAGCACAAACAUUUGUUUUCAGACGUGCCGUUUGGUGGUGCAAAGGCUGGUGUAAAGAUCAAUCCUAGAAAUUAUACAGUAAGUUCCAAUCUGACAGAAAUCUUUUAAUCAGCAUGUUUAGGUUGGGUAAGUUUGAGAAAUUACUCUGCUAUAGUAGGGCUAUUGUGAUAGUGGGGUGGAAAUCUUGCAUUCUGUAGCUUGUUGAGGAAUGAAACAUAGGCAAUGUAUUCGCAAUUUAAGGUUUUAAAACAAGUAAGGUGUUUCAGAAUCUCCUAUGUAAAAGGUUACAUUGCUUAAAUUUAUUUACAGGGGUCCACAGAUUUUGGCUGAACUUGUUAGCCAACCAAACAUUUAAAUUCACCAAGACACUGUUCCCCCCCCCCCCCCCCGAAGAGCUGGAUGUUUUCACUGUUCCUCAAAUUCAUUGCAAGGUUGGGGUCAAUCCCAUGUCUCCUUCCUGCUGUUCCAAGUUUAGAUCCAGAGAUUGGAUUAAGAGGUUACUCCUGUAGUUGCACUGCAUUUACAAGGUGCUUGGAAUGUUUCAAGCACAAUGUAACUGGGGGGAGCAGAGUUGUUGUAGUAUGACUAAGAGCACAUAAGCAAUGGAAACACAAGUAUUGUUGAAUGUUUUUCUUGAUAAAAUCUUAAACAUAUAACAUUAAUGGUUGAUGUCUUGCGACCUGGACCUUAACUGCUUUUUUGUUAUAGGAUAAUGAAUUGGAAAAAAUCACAAGACGGUUUACCAUAGAACUCGCAAAGAAGGGCUUUAUCGGUAUGUUAUGCAGCAGCUGCUGUAACAAUUGCUAUGUGAAAGAUGGCUCAGCAGCAUUUUCUGCCUUUAUCUCUCCAGAAAGUUUUUAGCAGUUGCUUAGCAUGCUUUGAGUAACUCAUGCACCACAGUGUAAUUGUUGCAUUUAUCACCUCUAGGUACAUGCAAAGUGCUUUGUUUCUUUAUUCCAACCAAUCUAUCAAGUUAGACUGUGUCUGGGCUGCACCACUUCUGAUUGCAGACUCUUGUGACUGAAUGCGGAGAAGAGUUUUAGCUUCUCUUUGACCUGCUGGUUCCCUACGCACAAAGAGUUAUUGUUUACGGAGGUGUACCCAGCCAUGCCAAUUCCCCCAUAUGGUUUGAAGUGAUACAGCCCAGACACAGGUUUACUUCCCCAGUGAGAAUUGAGUGACUUGCCAGAUAACACCUUCCAUCCAGUCACUGAGUAGAGCUCCCAUAUUUAUAAUACAGUGCAGUUUUAUUUAGUAACCUGUCCAAUAUUGGGGCUCUCCUUUAUCAUGUGGGAUGGAGGAAAGGGCAUGCUGGAAAAAGGGAGGAUGGGAAUCUUUCGUUCCAUUAACUUACUUUCAGAUUUAACCCAUUAUCUGUUCCUUUUGAAACUCCCCUUGCCUCUUUUUUCUCUAAGCUUAAGCCACUUGGUCUUUACUUAAAACAGGGAUUGCCAAUAUCUGAAUCCAAGUGGUUGACUUUAUACUUUAGCCCAAGGUCCAUAGUAUAUUGCACUGACAUAUACACAUCUUCUGACCCACUCAUAGGCGGUCAGAUUGUACCAUAAGAGCAACAUAACUUUUCUAGUAAGGGCUUUGCCGUGUGAUAUUUGGGUAAAAAUUUACCGAACCUUGAUUAAAUUUUAGUGGUGCCAGUUGCAAAACUGCUUUAUGGCUCAGAUCUAGUUGCUGUUGGUCAUCUCUACUUGAAAAGAAAAAUGUUGGCAUACUCCAGAGUAUUUAGUUGCUUUUGUAUAUUUUUCAAAUAUACCAAGACCUUGUUGAUGUGGUUGUGGCCAGGGUUGCACAUGUUUGCAUGUAGAUGUAGCAUAGACUUGUUCAGCAGCUGUCACUUAUUUUUGCUUUCUUUCCUAAUAAUUCUGAACACUGUAUUUGCUUUGUGCAGAGUUAAUGCUUUCAUUCUAUGGCCCCAGAAUUGCACCUGAGUAGCUAACAGCUGUGCAAACGUAGCAAAAUAGCUCUUCUUAACCUGGUCAGUUUGCUAUUCAGAGCAAUUUUGUUACUGUUAGCUUUUUCACGCUGGUCGAAGUUGUGCCAGUUUUAAAGGAAGUUGAGGAAGGAAAUUGAAGCUCCACCUUAGCAACCAAAAAACAAGGCUUUGUCAUAGCAUUCCAAAAUAACCCGAUGGUUUCAGAAUGACUAUCUUAUACUGUGUUUUCCAGCCUUUACUAAUGUCCCUUAUAAGUUGCACUAGUGCGUGAAUUGUUCUGUUUCCAUUUUUUAGAUGUGAAUUCCCCCUCCAUAAAAUUUGGAAUGGCUUCUCAUAACCAGACAUAACUCUGUAAAAAGGGGCUUGUCCCUACAUGAGGAAUACUGCAAAGAACUGAACUGCUUCUGGUCUAACAGGAAAAUACUUCUGGAAAUGAAUUAUUGUUAUCUUUGCCUUGUUUUCCUGCUUAAAGAUAUUUCUUCAAAAAAAACUCUGUACAGUGAUUCUAGGCUGCCAUUAAUCCUAAAUUCACUUUCACGCCAAAACAUGAAGAAAAUUAGACGAAAGCAUUAAAUACCUUUUCCCAGAGUAAACCGAGUAACACAAACUUGUUCCUAAGUCAUAUUAACUUGAGAGACAAACAUCUCAGUAAUGAGGAGCAUGUGAAAAGCCAGGAAUGGUUCCACUUUCCCUUAACCUCACAUGUGGCUCUAGUAUACAGUGCUGCUGCAUUGGUGUAUAGAUGAUGAUGAUGAUAAUUAAUCAUCUGAUCCAGAAGUCUUCCAAGCAGCCUCCAAAAUGUGGGUGCAUCAUAAGAAAUAUUGAUUCAUUGUUUAUAAAGCACAAACCAGUACUGUACUGUACUGUAGUUCACAAAGCAGUAUAAGAGUUGCUAUGAUAUUGAUCACUUAAGGUUGGCUGUAAAUUGAUACAAUUGAGACUUGGUGUUUGAAUUGUGUUGAUGGUUUUAAUCUUGCCUGCAGGGCCUGGUGUUGAUGUGCCUGCUCCUGACAUGAGCACAGGUGAGAGGGAGAUGUCCUGGAUUGCAGACACCUAUGCCAAUACCAUAGGACACUAUGUAAGUUCUGAGUGAAGGCACACGCUUUAAUCUAGGUAGAAUUAGUCAACCCAUUUUGCCAGUUGUGCAACAUUUAUCAUUUCUAUAACCUUAAGCACUAUGACUAACAGAUAUGUGAUACUUCACAUGUGCAAUACAAUGCAGAAGGCUUGUAUCACUUUUUAACAAGCCGGCACCACAGUCAUUUGUAUUGCUACUUGAGUCUUAUUCCUGAUAGAAUUUUGGCGUUAAUUUUGAAUGUAAAAAACUAGUAAAAGCUGUUAUAGCAGUUGCUUGAUGCUUUUAUAUAUUGCAGAGUAAAACAGUUGUAAUUGCCUCUGUUUCAGUAAAUCUUUGGGCUGUUUAAUUCUAAAUUGGUGGUGUUUAAAAAAUUUGGGUAGCUUCACACAUUGAUAAAGUUAGUGUGGCUACAUUCUAUGAACCAUAAUGUUCCCAUAAUAUACAUCCAUACUUGAGUUUUUCUAUUGCAUGUACACAUGAGAAGCUAAGGCCCGUUGCAGCCCCCAGGAACUUGUACAUAUGGUAGUAGAACCUGUUCCCCCAAUCUUAAUUCUUGCAUUAUAGAGUCAUAUACCUAAUGUUACUCUAAUGCAGUGCCUUCCAGAUGUUGUUGAACUAUAACACUCAUAAUCUCUGGUGAAAUUAUGUCCCAGGCUAGUGGGACUGAUGGGAGUUCUAAGCCUAACAUCUGAAGGGCACCCAGUUGUCUACCUCUUCGGUAAUGUACAAACCAAGGAAAAAUCAUGCUAAGAAAAGGCUGGGUCAAAUCCUGUUCUGUUGUAUACUAGUUCUGUGUGUUAGGGAGCCUCUUGAAUAUUGCUGUUCAGGCCUAUUCAUAAAAUGAGAUUCAGGCCUCUGAGCUACUCAUACCUGCAACCACCAGCUGGAACCAGUCAGACAAUAGUAGCUGGGGGUCACACAGGGAAUCUUGAUUAUUGGGACGAAAUCAUUGUAGUGAUGGGGAAGGCCUAUUCCUGAGAUUUUGUCCAGCUGCCGCAAGUUGGAGUAGUACUGGCCAGUGGUCAAAUUCACUCUAAAGCUGUCUAUACAGUGGUACCCUGAGCUUCAGGUUACAAACUCUGCUAACCUGGAAGAGUUACCUUGAGUUGGAAACUUUGCCCCAGAAUGAGAACGGAAAUCGUGUGCCAGCAGCGCAGUGGCAGCAAGAGGCCCCGUUAGCAAAAGCACGCCUCUAGUUAAGAACAGUUUCAGGUUAAGAACAGACCUCCGGAAUGAAUUAAGUUCAUAACUAGAGGUACCACUGUAUAUUUUUAUUCAUUGUAGUAUAACUGGAGGUAGACCUUAGUCUCUUAAUAGAAAAAUAAUUGUGGUGGUUAUACGUCCUGGCUUUGUUUUGCCUCUUUCCAUUUAACACUUGCUCAUCUCUGAAUAACAGGGCACGAGAAAACAGAAGUAUUCCUCAUGGUAAAGCAGAUUGAAUUCCCUGUCAGAAUUUAUACCGCAACAGGAAAAGUGUUUCUUUUUCAGGAUACAACAGGCUGGCCUUUGAGAGUUCUUAAUUAUUCAUGCAUGAGAAAGCUUUUGAAUUAUUCCACAGCUCCUUUGGCUAGAUUGCUGUGAGUUAGCAUUUUGCUUGUUCAAGGUGGCUAUGGAAACAAGUUUCUGGAGCAGCUUCUUCAUUUGGCCUGUUACAUUCAAUUUAUACUUUGUUUGCAAGUUGAGUGGCAAAACGAUAAAGAUUCUAAUAAACACAAAGUAGAAAGCAAUGAGAAGUGUUAAGACUUAAAAUCUUUCUUGGCCCACAAGCAUGUUGCUGUGAUUAAAUUCUACUGUAGCAAACUCUUUAGUAUUCAGGGCAGUAGACCAGUGUCCCUGUACAGUUUUUGUUUUCCUCUUUUAUCUUGUGAUUCAAGGCACUACUUCUAAGAGAUUUUUUGUCCCUGGGAAUGUUUGCAUGUUAGUUCUGGGCAUCGGAUGCCUAAAAACAGGCAAAACAUAAGUAUUGGUGUAACUUAGUUAAUAAUUCUCUGCAAACCUGCAGGUUUUAAGUGUCAGUUGAAAAUCUCUAGCUCAGUAAUUGUUUCAUGCAAUGUGUUGCCCUAGGAAUUAGUUUGAGACUUGGUAUUUCAAGGUUAGUCAAAUUGAAUUGUAAACCCAGUUCAUUUUCAGUUCAAGUAUUGCCUAACUUUUUGAAGCAACAGUGUAGCAUGCCUCAUGUGCAUUUAAAGUGAAAAAGCUUAGUUCUGUAGUCUUGUAUGAACUUCUGCUUUCAAAAGUGCAUAGAUAGGCAUGCAUGAAAGUGUUUCGUGGGGUCCAAAAGCUUGCAAUAAGUAGGAGUUGGCGGAGUUGUUCAUUGUAUAUUCAAGAAGAGUAAUUUCCCGUUCCCAAAAGCAUGAGUGACAUCUUAGCUGUAAGACAAUCUAGUUGACUUUCUAUAAAACAUUCUGAUGGUGAUCCUCAGAUGUUUCCUGCUGUAAAAUCACAGUCCUUUCCCAAUUCAGCACAGACACCUGAAUCUUGACAAGCUAGAAAUGGCCAAGCUGCUCUGCAGCACCCAUUGAUUCUGUUGUAGGUGCAUCAGCUCCCAACCAAAGUGUUGGGUGCCAACCUGCCUAUGAUGCCACAGCUGCUUCCAGACCAGUUGAGUCAUGCAGUAUCUUGUCCCUGUUCAUGCCCUGCACUCUAGGUGUGCCAAGCACAACACUCCACACUGUUGUGUGAUAUAGCAGGUUUAUGGACUGGGUCCUGUGGUUGUGGGAUUCUAAUCCCAGAUGCACUUGCUAUGAGAAAAAACACUAAUGCUCACUUGUGAAUGAAGCAAUUCUUACAUGAGUCAUCAGCAAAAGAAAAUAGUUUUAUGCUAUGAGUCAGAUGUUGUUCUAAGGCGUAGCAAGAAGAAGAAUGCUGCCGAGAGUUUUAAGGGGCUCCUGCAAAAAGUAAAUUUAGAGAUAAAGAGGCAGUUGAAAAAUGGAAGGAAAUGGAAGUUUGUUAAGGAAGUUCAAAUUGUCCAGAACGUUGGUAAUAUGGGGAAUAAGCUUUCCAUCUGUCAUUUGUGGGAGGUGUUCCCUCCAGUGGCAGCCCUGUGUUAUGGAAGCACACAGUGAACUUGACACCAGACUGCCAGCUUUUCGUGGUGGUCCUCAUGUUUAACUCACCCUUUGUGUAAUGAAUACACAUGUGCUAAACUACAAAUUAACCAGCCAGCCCCUCUCUGCUUUGUUUUCAUUGAGGGAGCAGUGAAACAUGCUUCAGCUGUUUUAAAAGAGUCUGAAAAAAAGAAGAUGAAACCAAAAAAGUGCAGAAAGAACUAUAUAAUUAGAAGAGUUACCCUGCUAUGCAUAGGCUCGGAUAUCUGCCUGGGCUUUUAACAAAUUAAAGGAUUAUGCUAAUAGUUUUCAAAUAAUUGUAUUUUAUGUUCCCGUUGCCAGAUUAUUUUAAAGGUGAUUAAACAGCUUUGGCUGAUUUAGUUGUAAACUGCCCAUAGAAGGUUCAGAUCCUCUUAUGUGCUAUUGCAAAGUCGACAAAGUCUACCCAAAGUGGAUAAUAUUUUAAGCAUAGUUUAAUUGGGAUUUCUUAUAAGCUUGUUUUUAUAUAGCAGGGUAGCAAAGCUAGACUAACAUGCUUUUUAAGAUACAUUGAAUCAAUAAGUGAACUAUGAGGAAGCUGUUCCGUUACCUAAAGGGUGCAAAUGACAUUUAUGAACCAUUCAAAACUUGGGUGUACCCAUUCACAGAAAUCACUGGUGUGUGUCAUUACUUGUCAGGAAACCCUGCUGUGAACCAAAUCCACCCCUUGAGCAAAUGCACACUGAUGUAAAAUCUAAUUAAAAAGCUGUUUAAAAAUAUGUCAAGGUGAUCUUGAGUAAUCUGGUAUCUCUUCUUUCUGGCAAUUACAUUAAUAUUUCUGCUAAAUUUACUACAUGGCACUUUGCUGGGCAGUAAGCAGAUCCUCAAGGCAUCCUAUGUCAUGCAAAUACCUUUAAAUUGGUGAAAGUACAGUAUUGUGAUAAACUGAUUUGUUUGCAGGAGCAACCACUAGAUAUGUUGACUUCAGUGAAACUAAAACUCAUUAGACAUCAUUAACACAUAAAAAUUCAGAUGUUUUGACAGAUGUUUCCCAUGGGAAUGAGCCUAAUUUUUUUUAUUACUUUUUAGGACAUUAACGCCCAUGCUUGUGUCACGGGAAAGCCAAUAAGCCAAGGUGGUAUACAUGGUCGUAUCUCUGCCACAGGCCGUGGAGUCUUCCAUGGAAUUGAGAACUUCAUUAAUGAAGCAUCCUAUAUGAGUCUGUUGGGAAUGACUCCAGGAUUUGGGGAUAAGACAUUUGCUAUCCAGGUAAUUUUGUCUAGAAUAGUAACCACACUGGAGAGAAAAGCUUUAAAUGAUAAUAUGCAUCUCAUGGGAUAUUGCUAGAACCUUAAAGAACAGACGUGGCACACAGUAUGACAUUCAGAUUCUGCUAAACCAGACACUGUAAUUGACAUUGGUAAAGAGGUCUCGCUCCUUUUCUUUUUGCCUUUUGUAUUGUGUCAGAUCAUAAGCCUGCAGGAACUGACUUCAUAAAAAAUCUUUGUGUAAUGCUUAGGAAAAAUUGUGUGCGUUAUAUAUCAAUCAUGUUGGAAGAAGUAUCUUCUGUAGACAGGCCCUUUUUUGUAAAGCAACCUCCAGUGUAUGGGGGUUUCAUGAACAUGCAGUAGCUGCUAUACUGCAUUCUAGGUCCUGUGCCACCUGCGUAGUCUGAAAGUAGACUACUUUUUAUUCAUUUAUUAAAAGCAUUUAUAGCCUACCCUUCAUCUCAGUGGAUUCCAGGGUGCAGGACAAGCUAGUUUCCAUAAAAUUUCAUGAACAGCUAAGCAUAAUAACAUAACAAUAAGAGCAACUAAAAACAUGGAGCUGGGUAAAUGCCACAAAUAGUACUUCUCUUUCUAAUAUGAUUGUAUCAGUCAGAGUUUUGAAUUUUACAGUUACCUGGAGUUCAGAAACUUGUAUUUGUAUUGCUUGCUAGAAUCCUUUAUUUAGAGCUACGUAGAAUCAAAUUUUAGAUUUGUUAAGAAGGAAAGUUGCCCUUACUAAAUAUGGGGUUGUACUAAUGAGUUACUGUAUUUUUGCCAAUUAAUAAGCGGGAGGGGAAUUCUGACCUGUGAAAACAAAGGGAUGCCAACACUGCCGCUCUGGAAUGCUUGUGUUGGCAGAGCUGAAAUGGGGUGUGCCUGUGCCCAAACAAACAGGGAAAUAAUAAGGGGGAAAAUGGAGACAGGCAAGCUUUGUCCUUGAAUAAAGCUGGAAGUAGGUUGCAUCCUUUUCCCUCUGAAGUAACUGAUUAAAAAAUUAGCUGCUAAACUGUCAGGGCUGGUCAGUAAAAAAACAAUAAAUCAACUGAAGACAGUGAAAUUAUUUAUUCAAGGAAACCAACCACAGCUCUAGCCUACUGGUCUCUGAAACGCUUUCUAGGAGGUCUUGCCCCAAUGAAGCAGUUGCAAGGACUGAAGGUCCCCACCCUCCCAGUGCCCACUAGGGCGGCUCCUCUCCAGGGUCUUUCCUACGCAGUCCUGGGCUGCAUCUGCACACAACCACCCUCUGCUCUGUUCGUCUCAUUUCUUUCUUUCUUUUUAAUGAUAUUUAUUAAGAAUUUUUAGAAUUACAAAAAAGAAACAAAAAAGAAAAAGAAAGAGAAAAAACAAAGGAAAAACAAGCCACAAUCAAGCAAUACAAAUUAAUAAAAAUCAGAAUCAAAAAAUAACACAUCACGAUCAAAAGACAAAAAUGUGCCACAAACAUUUAAAAACAAAUCCAAUAUUCUCAAAUCCUUAACAGUCAUUACCUUCUUUCUUUGACCUCCUCACCCCUCACUUAUUUUGUAUCCUAAUUAUUAAUUGUCGCAGCAAAUCCUUUCCAUAUUUCAUAAUAUUCUGUCAUUACAUUACCUUAAUCUAUUUUGAGCUUAUCUUACUAUAAAAAAACCUUAAAAUUUAAAACUUAGAUCUUAUUUAUACCAAUUUCUCAUAACCAUAAUAUUCUUACAUAAUUCUUUAAGCAUUUUUGCUAAAGCCAAAUAAUUUCGUUCCAACAUUUUUCUAACGUUCAUCAAUUUUAUAAAACAAUCCUAAUAAAAAAAAAUUUUUUCUCCCAAUCUUCAUCCAGCGUCUCUUCCUCCUGGUCCCGGGUUUUGUCAGUCCUUUCUAUCUCAUCAAUCUAGCGCAUUAACCUGGUAAUCUUAUGUCCGAGGCCCUCAAGUCCCUUCCAUGUCCCUUCCGCGGCUCUUCUUCAUAUUUAUACCUGUACUUUACUUUGUCUCCUGCUCCUUUCACUCGUGGGAACUCCAACUUAACAAUGUUUUUGACCCUUCUCGACAAAUCAGCCCCUUUUCCAUAGUCCACACUAAACUCCAUGUGGUAUUUAAAAACAUGUUUCAAAGUCCCUCCAAAAUUAAGAGCCCCCACAACCCCAAACAUCUCACGGCCCAUUGCCAGACUUGAAAAGUCCAAACAUCUCUGCAUAGGGGGGUCUAUCCAACCCCCCAUUUCCAAACCAAACCAAACUUUAUCUUUCCAAAUCUGGCUUUUUCCAAGUUCAUUUGUCAAAUCCAAUAACUCAUGUUCCUGCUGGGCCACAGCUCCCUCCAUCUCUGGCGCCCAAGGUUCAGCAACAUCCUCUCUCAUCUGUUCUGUCAGAGCACACUCCUGAUUUGAAUCCUGGGUGGGCUCUAUAUAAUUUCCCACUGCCUGUCCAAAAUUUCUGAUCGCAUCAGUCAUCAAGUCCGUCUUCUCAUGUAGCUGUUCCAGUAGGGCACUUGUUUUACAGAAAGCACGCGGCAGAGCUUCUGAAUACAUUGUUCUGCAAGGUCAGAAGUCUGUUCCCACGAUCGUAAUCUGUAGCAGCUGCAAGCUCCCCAAUUCAGAAUUUGAAACUGUUUCACAGGCUACCUCUAGGGGAAGAACUUCUUUUUGUUCUUUUCUUUUAAAGGCAGAUCUGACAACAAAGUUUCCUUUUUCAGAUAUUUUGUCAAUAUUUGUUCCUUUAAAAUGCGAAAAGGAACAGUGGAACCACUAUGUUUCUCUUCUUUUAACUAUCUGUCAAAAACGUUUGUCUCUGGUCAAUGAGCUUCCCAAAGAACGUCAGUCCUGACACCCCGCUCCAGGAUCAAGACGGUGGAAAGUUACUUUGCUUUACACUCUCUUCUGCAGGUUUAAACAGUCCGGAAAAAUCCCCCCUCUUCUCCUGCUUCCGAAGGGGGUUCAGCAGUUUUAAAUGAUGGAAGUUAAUCCUUUACAAGCGAUUUUCUGAACUCUAGUUUGCCAUGUCUUUGCUUUGAUCUAUCUACAAAGAAACGGAAGGCUGACUUCCUGUUUAGACCUUCCCGUUUCAGUGCCAAAUUAAAGUAAAUUUUUAAGUCCAAUUUUCCUUUCUACUCACAAAUCAUUAUUUAGAGUCCAAUUGUCCGAGAUUUAAGUAAUGACGGGUGAUUAUUUUAAAAGCCAAAUUGUCCCAGGAAAAAGGCAGUGCUCUCCGGCAACGGCUGUGCGGCUUCGCUCCACGGAAGAAGCAGUUGACUCUCAGCACCGCGCCACUUCCCCCUCUUCGCUCCGGAGCCCGUUAGUGGGUUCCUUUGCGGGUUGGGGGGGGGCGCUAAAGGUGCCCGCCGAGUCCCAUGGUCACAGGCUUCAUCCGCCUGUGAUUUUUGAAAGGGUCCCCGCUUCGCCGUAGCGGGAAAGACCCGUUUCCCGUGGAGCUGGUCCCUCCAGAUCAGAGGGAGUCCACCAUUACCGAUGGCGCCACCCCGGAAGUUGUUCGUCUCAUUUCUCUGUGGGUUAUAAAGACCAGGUGGGAGGAAAGCUGGUCGGAGCAAGAGCGGAAUACUCACUGGCUUCUGCCUUGGAGUCUGAAAUGUGCCCUGCAGCAGCCUCUUCCUGUGCACUAGACCCUGUCACCUCUUCUGCUUCUGACACCGCCUCCCAGUCUGCUCCUUCUCCCUCUGACCACUCAUCGUUGUUCCACUAGGCUCCGAUCCUUCUUCCCCAGGGGAUUCCUUAAGGGUUCCCCAUUUGGUGCCUCCCACCACUCCUCCGCAUCCAGCCAGGGCAUGGCAUAUGCUAGUGCAAAUUUACUUGCAUCCUAAGUAGUCAUUCUAGUGCAAACAUCUAGGAUUGGGUUCCAAAACCAUAUGAAUUUUCCUCUAGGAGGAUCCAAACCUCCUUUUCUCCAGCUUAAAGAGUUUAGCAUCAGCAUUCCAAACUACUGGGAAGAGGAAGAAAUCUUCUUGAAACUGAGUAUCUUUCAGUGUAACUUUUGUGAAAACUAAACACAUUGCUUUAAUGGGUGAUGGUGAAAUCUUUCAUGGACUUUCAGCUAAUUUCUUAUAUCCCCAGUAACAAACAAGGCAUCCCCUGAAAUGUGAAUACCGUACCUGACCAUAAGACGCACCUAGUUUUUAGAGGAGGAAAACAAGAAAAAUAAUAAUCUGAAUCACAGCCUCCUUGGGAGGAGCGCGAUCCCUGCAGAGGCUUGGGACGCUUGGGAGGGAAGCUGCGCAUCCACCAGCCAUAUGGCUGACGGGGCGCAGCUUCCAUCCUAAGCCUCUGCAGGGAUCGCUCUCCUCCUGCAGAGGCUUGGGAGCCUUUCCUUCUCCCCACUUUUUUCUCCCUCCCCAAGCAGCACAGCCCCCUUUUCCAGCCUCCUCCUCUCCAUCCCUUUCGCCCAAACUCCUCAGGCGACGUCUGCAAUUUCUCCCCUUUGCUUCUGCCUCUCCUUUGCCCUCUACCAUGACUCUCCACUCGCUUCUCAGUCCCCCUCCUCUCCGUCCUCUUUCUCCCCUCUCUUGGCAACUGCCUCUUCCCGCCAUCGUCCAGCCAACAUCCCCGGAGCUAUCAGGGGAAAGGGGAGGCCGUCGGCAAAGCCUCUCUCAAAGAGAACAGCCUGGGAGCGCAAGGCAAUGUCGCACAGCUUGCCUGCCUCUCCCAAACCUUCCUGGGGCUUCAGGGGAAAGGGAAGGUUGCUGGCAACCCUGGAGGGUGGGGCAACGGCACGCAUCACACUCAGGUGAUUUGGCUCCAGGGACCACACAUCCGCUCCAUAAGACGCAUAGACAUUUCCCCUUUUUAGGAGGAAAAAAGUGCAUCUUAUGGAGUGAAAAAUACAGUAGGUUGUGAUUUAACCAGCAAAGGUUUUGAGAUCUCCCGUUUAUUUGUACAGUGAUCUUGAGCCUAAAUAUACUUAUCUUCUUAACAGGGAUUUGGCAAUGUAGGAUUGCAUUCUAUGAGGUAUCUUCAUCGUUACGGUGCAAAAUGUGUUGCCAUUGGAGAAAAAGAUGGUGCAAUCUGGAAUCCUGAUGGACUUGACCCAAAGGAGUUGGAAGAUUACAAAUUGGUAUGAAAAACUGGUUCUUGAUUUCAUUGCAAAUUUGUACAGCAAAAUUAAACAACAUAUUGGCAAUGGAGAAGGUACACUGAGUAUUUUGAUCAAUAAAACAGGGAAAAAAGUGUUCCAUAAAUUUGUGUUAGGACUACUCAAUAUACAGAAUUUAACCGUAGAUUUGUAUUUGGAAAGUAUAUCUGCUGACUUUACCAUUAAGGAAAUUUCCUUAGAGAUCCAUAUAGCAUCGAUCCGACUGCUCUACUGAUGUAUUUCUGACUGGAAAGUAUAUUCUCUGUCUAGUGGGUGUUUAAACCUCCAGGCAUCAAUUAAAUUUAAAUUUUCAAUCAUUGCAAAGAAGGUUUGUGGUAAUUUCCCUUCUUUUGACUCUGAUUUCCUUAUUGUUCUGCCCAUCUCUAAAGAAAAUACUCCAUUCAUAUCUCCUAACAUAAUAAUAUUUUGGUCCAUGUACUCCUGUUUUCCAAAUUAGCCUGUUUUCCAAAUCUUUAAAAAAAUCAGCCUUCUUUUCCUUCGGGACGUAUAUUCCUACAAUUACAACCUUUCCCCCUGUAUUGUAAUUUGUGUCGCAAUCACUCUUCCCAAUUCAUCUUUCAAUAAAUUCAUCUUUAAAUAAUAUACAAAGCUACUCCUCGUUGCUUGGUGCUGUCUGAUGAUAUAAAUUCCAAACAAAGUCCUUUGUUUAUCAGUAAUCUAUGUCUUUUAGCAAUAUGUGUUUCUUGUAAACAAAUUAUAUCUAAAUUUUGUUUCUUUAAAAUAUGUGCUAUUUUAUUUCCUUUUACUUUUCCAUUCAAUCCAUUUACAUUCCAGCUUAAUAUUUUCAUAUCUGCCAUAUUGGUUAGAUUUCAAAGUCUUGUCUUUUUUACUUUUCUUUUUCUUCCUAUUUUUAUCUUCUUCCUCCUCCUGACUGUCUACACUAUCCUCUGAUUGUUCUGGGUCCUGUCCUCCUACUGCACCUUCCAGAGCGGGGUCUGUACCUCCAAAAUCUUUAUGAUACUUCCUACAGAAUUUCUCUACUUCCUUUCCAUCUCUGAUUCUAUGUUUAUAAGUUAAAGAGUUACCUUCUGGGUACUCCCAGCGGUACCUGGUGUCAUUUCUUCUGAGAGUACCUGCAAGGUCUUUAAAUGGGGCCCUUUUUUUAAGGAGACGGGGAAGGACUUCUUUAUAUAAAAUAGUUUCUCUCCCCCCAAUUUUGAAUUUGUUAUUAUGAGUCUGCCAUAUUUUGUCUUCUAUCCAUCCCAAAUUUAGGUGUAUCAGGCAGUCUCCAGGCCAUUUUUGGCCCUUGCUUGUUUGGAUCUAAUUCUAUACCUAAUUCUAUGGAAUUAGAUAUAGAAGCAGAUUGGAUUAUUGAAACUUCUGUUCUAUUUGAAUUCACUGGAAUGAGCCAUUGACUUCCCUUUUGUAUCCAAACAGCAACAUGGAUCGAUUCUCACCUACCCAAAGGCACAGCCCCUGGACUGCCACAUUCUUGAAGCAGACUGUGACAUCCUCAUCCCAGCUGCCAGUGAAAAACAGUUAACAAAGGCCAAUGCCCACAAGGUCAAAGCAAAAGUAAGAGGAGCCUGCAGAAUAAAUGCUUGAUAAUGGAUCCAGAAGUUGUGAUCCUCUUGCUAUGGAAAAAUUGUGUUAUUUUUUGAUCACAAGUUUUUCUAUAUUCAGCUGUAAUAUUUUAUUUUAUUUUCCAGAUAAUUGCUGAAGGUGCUAACGGACCCACAACUCCCGAGGCAGAUAAAAUCUUCCUGGAAAGGAAUAUCAUGGUUAUUCCGGUAAGGUAUAUAGUUCCUCCAUGCCAAAAUUAGCAUUAUCUUUUUUUUAAAAAAAAAAACAUACCUGAUUUACAUGCCAGAUAUCUUCUGGGAAUAUAAAACUUGCCAGUAAAAAAAUGUGCUAUCAUUUUGGAGCGCAUUGAAAUUUUUAGCAAAAUUCCCAAUGAUUUUAAUGGAGCUGGAUUUGUACCCUAUGAAUUUCCAUUUUCUCUAUGGCAAGGAUGGUAAGGAAUGCUGAUUUGGUACAGGGGAAUACAUCACAACUUGAUGCAUAACUUUGUAAAUUGAUAGUUAAAAAAGAAAACCACAGAGUUAUAAAAUUACUCAAGGACUCAAGUUGAAAAUGAAUUUUGGGCAAGGGAUCCAUCCUGGUUGAAGAUUAAUUGUAUCCCAUACAAAUAAGCCUACUAACACUGAUCAGAUUUAUCUUUCCUUUCACUUCUGUAUUUCCAAGCUGUUACUCAUAACAGAAUGGGGUGUUUGAAGGCUUUUUCAGUGCUGUUUCAAAUAUACACGAUUUCACUUAAACGCGUGAUGCCUUCGAAUGUAACCCCAGUGUUGGGGGGCGGGGUGCCUGUACUGUCAUUUAGCCUAGUUGGAAUGUAAAGGGAAAGAAGUGCAGGCUUUUAGUACAACACCCCAUUUCUCAUCACUCACAGCCACAUUCUCACAAGCCCCUAGUCCGCAUCCAAAGGAAUGGGGUGCUUCUAUGCUGCUGCUCCUCCUCACUGUGGCUUGACUUGGAGCAGUGAGAGAGUACUCCUUGGACAGUGCCAGCCAACCUUAAAGUCCCAUAGGCAGAUGAUACAUAUGCUAGCCCUCUAUUCCCUCCCACAACACACACAACACUAUCAAACCUAUAGUUACGUAAAUCCAACUAACAAUAACACCCACAACGUGACUGGCUGUGUUUUAACUAUGUGAAUUUUUUAUACAUCACAUAAACGUACCUCUUUCCACAUUAUCAAAUUAAGUAGAAGCCAUUAAAGACCAACAUUUUGAACAGAAAAUACAAAUAGAUCAGUUCUUAUAUACGUAAUGUCCAAAUAGAAGCUUUUUUGUGUUCCACGUAUGUCUUUACGAAUACAGAUGUCAGACGCGACAACUUUAAGAAGCAGUACUUGCAGAAAAUGAACUUUUUGUUUGUAAUGUUCCACAUAUGCCUUUGCAAAGUGUAGUUCUUGUAUACAGUUGCUGUAUGCAGGUAUCAGACGAAAGAUACGAAAGAUCUUAAUAUAUGCCUUUGCAAAAUAUAGUUGCUGUAUCAGGUAUCAGACGAAAGAACUUAGGACAAGGAUUCCCGGAAUAAUAGCUUGUUUUGUUCUGCCGGGCUUCGUCAGCCAUGCAUACUCUAAAUAAUUGCUUCUACUUAAUUUGAUAAUGUGAAAAAGAGGUAUGUUUAUAUGAUGUAUAAAGAAUUCAUAUAGUUAAACCCUCCCACAACCCGGCAAGAAUUCUGGCCUUUGCCUAGGUAGCAAAGGCAUAGCUCCUGAUUGACUCUACUUAAGUCACUGCAUUCCAGUUGUUAAGACAACUAACAACUUGGCUUGCUUUAUCACCUUGGGGUUUCCAUCUGCUGUUGGUAACUUUUUGGCUUCCAGUACAUCAAACAUUGCACAGCUGCAGGAGGUAAUACCUGAACAAUCGUCUUGAUUUUAGGAGUAGGGGGGAAUCCCCAUGAGGGGUAGUACAGGUGGCAAUGUCAUGGAAGGGAAAGCUCACAUCUGAAAAUCCAUUAUGAGAGAGUCCAGCAAUGGGGUGCAAGAAACCACCUUGGGGUUUUUUUGGGGGGGCACUUAACCACCCUCUGGCACUGCCUGUGCCCGUAGCAUGUUAGCAGCCAGAUGUUAUACCCUCCAAGGUCUGCUUCUGACUGCUGCCUCCUCAGCUCCCUCUGCUUCAACCCCCCACCCCCAUUUAAAUGCAGUCAAGAUGAGAUGGAAGAAGCUGCAAAGGUGACACCCAGCAACUGAACCCAAUUUGAAGUGUGUUGUGCUCAGUGAGUGUUGGUAUCUGUAAUAGCAGCUAAACUGGAUUUUUCAACCAGCUUUAUUUUUCAUUUUACAAAGUGGUACUAGAAUUUGUGAUAUUAACAAUUUCUGUCUGUUGCAGUGGCGUAGCGUGGGUUGUCAGCACCCGGGGCAAGGCAAGUAAUUUGCGCCCCCUAACCCGGUAGGGGCAGAGAGCUGCGAGUGCGAGCGCGCCCCCCCAGAUGUUGUGCCCGGUGUGGCCGGCCCCCCCUGCACCCCCCAUGCUACGCCACUGGUCUGUUGCAAAGCGUACCUUUCCAAAUUACUUUUGCAGUUUUGAAGUAGACUUUACAUUGCCUACAGUGCAUUUUCUUACCAAAAACACACACAAAACCUUUCAAUCUUGUCCUAUUCAGGAUCUCUAUUUAAAUGCUGGUGGUGUAACUGUGUCUUACUUUGAGUGGCUGAAGAACCUGAACCACGUCAGCUAUGGUCGCUUGACUUUUAAAUAUGAAAGGGACUCAAACUACCACUUGCUAAGUAAGUAUAACAAGUACUGCACACUUCAUGCAGAUUCAGUAAUAAAUUGUAUCAUCCCAUCUACUAAUAACAAACUCACUUUCUUUAGAAGAUUUCAAGUUUUGUGAAUUAGUUUAUGAUACAUUCUGACAGAACCUUUUAGCAGAACUUGUUUUUGUAUGGCAUAAUGCAAUACAUAGAAUAAUAUUGCCAAAAAAAACCCCUAUGUAAAUACAAAUUAAUAAUACUGGAGAAUCAGAUUUUCUAUUCUAUAGUGAAAGUUUAUAGAUUAGUUACUGGCAAUACUGAAAAGCAAAUUUCAUCUUAAAAGUGGAAGUAGAUACAUUUUGCAUUAAUCUAGAAGUCUCGUCACCUGGCUGUCUGUCUUUGAAUUGCUUCGGAGUUCUGUCUUCCUGCAGCAGAAUUGCUUCAGUUGAAAUAUAGGAAACUUAGAAGUAGCAAAGCAAGUGCUUCUGAGUGAGACUACUGAAACUUGCCUUCUGAGUCAGCCAGGGCCGCACACUCAUUGAAUACAGCAGGAUUUACUUCUGAAUAAGCAGGCAUAGAAUUGGAUUGUACCUGUCUGGACUAAAACUUGCUUCAUUUAAGAAUCAUGCAUAGGAAAGCAGCAUGACUUAUUUAUUUCUCCCUCCUUCAGUGUCUGUCCAGGAAAGCUUGGAAAGAAAGUUUGGGAAACAUGGUGGAAGUAUUCCAGUUGUGCCUACUGCAGAAUUCCAGGAUAGAAUAUCUGUAAGUAGCUGCUGCAAGAUUUUGCUCAUUGCAUACCUGAUAAAUGUCUAUUGCAAAAAAAAGAGAAACCAAUCUGUGGGCACAACAGACUAGAGUAAAAUACCUCACUACUUAUAGUAUGAAGGACAUAAUAUGUGUUUUGUUUAGCUUCUUUCAGUGGGUUAUAGUUCCAGAUGUUGCUGGAUUUUGGAGGGGAAAUGCAGUUUUUUUUAUACCUACCCACAAUCUUUGUUAGUCCAUGGCAGCUCAUGUUGAACAUGUCGUGCUGUAACAAGCCCCAGCUGGGUACUAGAGGUGGGAGCUGGCAGACUCCCUAGAUUGAAACAACUUAAAAGUCAGACCACAUCAGUAUGGCUGCUGUUGGUGGGUUACCAGUAGGUUGACCCUAAAAGGGGUCUCUACUUUGGGGGGGUCACACAAGUGUAAGGCACUACCUCUUGAUGCUUUCCUUUUGGUACCAGCCCAGAUGAAUGUAUUCUGACUAGUGUGGAGGAAAGGAAAGGAAGAUAUUGAACACGGUAUGGGGUGGGAGCACUGCACUUUCUAGGUGAGAGAUAGAGUGGGGGCCCUGAACGUUUGACAAAGUGCUGACACAGAGAUGCAGCAAGAUGCUCUUGUGCUUAUCGACUCUGUGUACUUUGUUAUGCUUGAAUUGAUACCAUGGUACUAUGUGCCGUGGCAAAGUUUCCAUUGGGGAACAGGAAAGAGUGUGAGUGCCCCAUUCCAGUGAUCACAGGCAAUGGGACAGUUGGCAAAAGUGUAUGGGGGUCACUGUGGGAGAUGAGACUAUGGAUACCUGCGUCCCAUGCCCCAUAGCAAACUUCUCCCCUGUCCACAAGUUCCUGGUAGUUGUUUCACUUUGCCUUCUGACUUUGUAGUGCUGUUAAUUAAUGCUAGUGACUUAUCCAUGAUUUUUUUGUGGAUGAAUGGGCUGACCUGGGAUGUAUUGUGGAGACCUCGGAGGGUGGGGUGGGCAGAGUAGAUCUGACUCCGAUUUGUCCUCCUCGAUACUCUGUGCAGCAUCCACAUAAACUGGGGAACCAUCUUGCUCACCACGAAGGUGCGUUUCCUUUUAAUGGUCCUGGAAGGCCUGCAGCUGGGACAUAGAGACAGGCUGGGAAUUUGCAGCUUCCCAUAAUUGUUGUCCAUCUUUGAAUAUUUACUGACACAGUAUUCUGAAGUGUACUGAAUUACAUGCAUGUUAUAUACAUCCGGGAUAAUCUAUUGCUUGGCUUCCUAAAUAGAAAUUCCAGAGGGAAUAGCCUUGUUAGUAUGUCAACUGAAUAUAAACUGUUAAAUUAAACACAUUUAGGUUGGUUUGGCUUUGGCUAGUUUCCCUUUCUAUCCAGCAGUUAAAGGGGAAUACAAAAAGUGGCAUAAUAUAUCAAUCCCUUAAGCACUAAUAUUAAAAAAAUACAAAAUGGGGUCUGUGGCUGGUUUCAGACUGACUACUCAUUGCAAUUCUUUUCAAAUAUAGGGUGCAUCUGAAAAAGACAUUGUCCAUUCUGGUUUGGCCUACACCAUGGAGCGUUCUGCUAGGGUAUGUAUUAUGUAACGGUGGAAGCUUUAACUUGUGUUGACACCUUAUCUCCAGAGGUAAAUUGUAGAGGCACAUAAUAGGGUGAAAUUGUUCCUCCUCUCUCCAGUUUCUGGAUUGCAUUGAUCAGCAUUGGGUAACCUACACAGAACAUUAAAUGAACUCUAUUAUUUUUCUAACUUGCUGAUUAGCAAAAAAAAUAUUCUACCUAUAAAUAUAGCAACAAGUAGUGGAGUCUGUUCUGCCUGGUGAAGUACCUGAUUAGUGUUGCCUUAGGCUGCCCUGUUCCCUGUUGUAAGCUCAAUAGUAAGCCCUUUUGAGCAGAGUGUGUACAUGCAUAUGAUUGCACUGUCUGUCUCAGCUAAACCAGAGUGAAUACACUGAGGCAGCUCCUCAUUUCUACCAUCUGUCUGGAACAGCAGCUGACUUAAAAUGGUUUGCUCUGUCAUCAGUUCUGUGGUGUGUCUCUCAGCCUCUUCCAGGAUCAGAGUAGCUGAAUGUCAAUGCCCCAACAUUUAGAAAGAAUGGGUAGGUCCCUGUGCUUAAUAAACUGUAGAAGUAUUCAGUUACCACUUUGUUGGCUACCUUGUGCCAUUUAGAAAAUGAAUAUGAAACCCGAGCUAAUUAAGGAGCAUUAUAUUCCUUAUUCAAUGACUUCUCCAAGUCAGAUCAAUAUUAACAUUGUACGUGUAUUCAAUAAGAGCUCAGUAAAUAUUUUGUACUCACAUUGUAACAUUUUUGUAUUCUCUAGCAAAUCAUGCGUACUGCUAUGAAGUACAAUCUAGGUCUAGACUUGAGAACAGCUGCCUACGUCAAUGCAAUUGAGAAAGUCUUCAAGGUGUACAAUGAAGCUGGCGUGACCUUCACAUAAACGGAUAGUCAUCUGCCAAGGUCUGGCACCCUGUUGCAUACCCUCUUCAGAAAGCAUAUUUCAAGUUUACAUAUAACCACAGAAACCCCUCUUUUCUCACUUAACUAUAGCGGAUAUGAUUCUCUGUUGGCUUCAGUUUGAGUUAGUCUUUCAUCAUUAAAAAAAUAAAUAAAUCUGGGCGUUAGUGCUUCAUGCCGAAAGAUAUCUAAAGAUAACCAGUUCAUAUGCACUUGUUUUGGGGGAAGGGGGGAGGUUCUAAGUAUUCUUUGCCAUGAAACUUUAAAAAAGGUACCUUUUUAUUGUAUGAACCUGUGGUCUAGCCACAAUAAGCAACCUAGCAAAGCUUCAGAUGACACGAGUGUGUGCUAUUGGAGCAAAUAGCCAACUAUUCAUGCACUUUGGUUUUCAAACAAUGACUCUCCCAGCUUUGGCACUUUGAAUAAAGGCCUUGGAUGAUCAAUGCGGUGGCAUUAUCAGCGACAGAACGGGCCUCCUGCAGGGAAUAUCUUUGAUAGGAUUCUCAUUUUUACACUUAGCAGCAUCAUAUACCUGGUUCCCCUUAGGCAAUGUGUGUUUCUUUUUAUAAUCUGUGCUCCUGUUACAGGGAUGCCUUUAAAUCAUGUACUCAUCCUCUACUCAAGCACUGCAAGGUGCACGUAAAAAGAUGGGUUCCGGGAGCUAGUAUUUUUAUAAGCUGAAGCAGUAUCAUUGUUGUACAGGCACCCAGCGAAAUUAUCUCUUGUGUUUAAUCUUAUCGCAGCAUAUUCAUUAAACUUGUUUUUUAAAAUAAGAAUUGACAUGUACUUGAGCAUAAUCUUAGGUAGUCCAAAGAACUUGUGUAGCCUCUUACUCAGUUGUGUUUUAUUGUCUGAGAGCUUUUAGCGUUAGCUAUUGCCUCAAUGAACAAUUAAAUCAUUGGCAACAAGGAGGCAAGCUGCUACUACAAACUUUGUGUAGUGUCCUAACAUGCUGACUUUGUUCUCUUUUUUUUGGCGGUUUGCAUAUUCUGAACAUAAAUAGUUUAAUACAGAGAGGGCCUUGAAGCCAGGACUCGAUCACAGUUUUGAGGAUUCUUGAUAGGUAUUUUGUCCAGAGGAGUCCUAUAAAAGUGCCAGGUAUAUUUAUGUAAUGAAUAUGAAUGUUUUUUUUUAAAAAAACCCAAACCCAAGCCUUCCCAGAACUCAUGCUUUUUUCUAGCGACUUUGUAACUCAUGACAUAACAUGGUAACAAAAGCAAUUAUUAAAAGUUGACCUUUCCAAACA
Podarcis lilfordi (Lilford's wall lizard) is the source of this 36572-nucleotide messenger RNA. The record is from the annotation of a GenBank genome assembly. Lineage: Eukaryota; Metazoa; Chordata; Lepidosauria; Squamata; Lacertidae.